This is a messenger RNA of Pyrus x bretschneideri (Chinese white pear), 633 nucleotides long. RefSeq names its product RING-H2 finger protein ATL16-like. Bases 1 to 633 code for a protein of 210 amino acids. The record is from RefSeq and is a predicted model, not a curated record. The transcript is spliced from 2 exons. NCBI's taxonomy places the organism in Eukaryota, Viridiplantae, Streptophyta, Magnoliopsida, Rosales, Rosaceae.
AUGGGUUGCAAGCUCCACACAAUACAAAGCCCUUUUUCACAGCCACCGCAGCCCCCGCCUACUCCGCCACCAAAAACAAACUUACCCAUGUUCUAUUACGGCCUCAUAAUCGUCUCAGUAGCCGCCAUAAUCCUAGCCAUGUACAACCUUAUCUUCGUCAAACUGACUUCGAACCGCCACGACCAGUCUCCGCUACCAAGAUCAUCAAUCAGUUUGGUUGAUCUCUCAAGAACAAGGAGGAGUAGGAGCUUUGAGAACUUGGACAGCUUCAGGUACAAGAAGAACGAGGGUCAACGUCAAAAGAUGAAAGUUGUGUCGAAUGUGCUGUUUGCUUGUCAGUUUUUGAGGACGGAGAAGAAACAUGUGGCUCAACUCUCACUCCGACUGCCCGCUCUGUCGCACUCCCCUGCCGGCGAGCUCAUGGAGUCAUCCACAGCUGACUACUACGCCGGAGGAGAAUUCCAGAGAAGUCCUGCUUGCAAGCGCUCCUUUCAUGCUCCUUGCAUAGACAUGUGGCUCAACUCUCACUCCGACUGCCCGCUCUGUCGCACUCCCCUGCCGGCGAGCUCAUGGAGUCAUCCGCAGCUGACUACUACGCCGGAGGAGAAUUCCAGAGAAGUCCUGCUACUGUGA